AUGGCGGAUGCUUACCGGAAGGACACCAACGGUGGGCAGCAGGCAGUGGCAUCGCCGGAUCUUACCCCUCUCAUCGUGGAAAGUCCUUUCAGCGAAUGUGAAGUUCCAAGUAGUCCUGAAUAUCCUGGCUAUUAUGAUGGUGAUGAUGAAAGGGGAAUGAUGAGAAGCACAGCUUCUAUUGAAGCAUCCUAUGAGCACUACCUUCGUACUGGGCAAAUUUUGUCCCAUGAGUCCAUUCAUAGUGGAAUUAUGGGCAUUGAGGAUGUUGGAAUGGUAGGUGGCAGACCAGAAGCUACCCUUCCUCCAAAUGCUAGCAGUACAUUGUAUGUAGAGGGUUUGCCUGCGGACUGUACAAGAAGAGAGGUGGCACAUAUAUUCCGCCAUUUUGGAGGUUACAAAGAAGUUAGGCUAGUACCAAAACCAUCAAUACAUGCUGGAGCCAAUACAUUGAUUCUUUGCUUUGUUGAUUUUGUGAGUCCGCUUCAUGCAGCUGCUGCAAUGGAUACCUUACAAGGUUAUCAAUUCGACCUUGAUGAGCAUGAUUCAGGCAACUUAAUGCUGGAAUUUGCUCGCAAUCCUGGUGCGAGGUCAGGUGGAGGGAAUCGUGGAAAAUGUUGA
Messenger RNA from Solanum stenotomum, 618 nucleotides. RefSeq names its product RNA-binding protein 1-like. Gene Ontology annotation, molecular function: mRNA binding. Lineage: Eukaryota; Viridiplantae; Streptophyta; Magnoliopsida; Solanales; Solanaceae. The coding region runs from base 1 to 618 and encodes 205 amino acids. The transcript has 6 exons. The record is from RefSeq and is a predicted model, not a curated record.